UUUUCCCUUCCAUACGGUACCGCACUGUUAUGUGUACAGUUUGUUGUACUCUUCCUUUCUCCGUCUUGAUUAUUACUUCUAAGAGUAAGGUCUAUCUAUCCAUCACAAUCAUAGGCAAGACAAAUGACAGAUGUCAGCUCGACAGUUGUCUUUCAGUUUUCAUGAUUGACGAAUGGUUUUUAUUUUAAAUCAAGAAUAAAAUUUAAAAACUAACAUUAUGUCAGAUAAACAAUCAAAUUUACCAACUAAUGAAGAAAUAAUAAAUGAAAUAACACAAGGAGUAAAUUCCGGAUUAUCAGUAAAUGAUAAUUUAUCUGCUGAAGAUGUAGCAAAAAGUGAAUAUAAGGAAAGUAUUCCAGAAAAUUUCGAAAAAGGAGAUGAAGACCCUGAGAUAAAGAAACACUCGGAUGAUUAUGUAGACGAAGAAAGAUUAAAAGAUUUAGAAAUAAACCUAACACAUGAAGAAAUGGAAAUUAGACAUAAAAAGUCUUUAGAACUUAAGAAAACUGGUAAUGAGCAAUUUAAAUUAGGCAAUCAUAUAGAAUCUAUUAAUACGUAUACAGAAGCUCUAAGACUUUGCCCUCUACAGUACCAAAAUGAUCGGUCUAUUUUUUAUGCCAAUAGAGCUGCUUCUAAAAUUUCUUUAGGAAAGACCGAGAGUGCACUUGAAGAUUGUACUAAAGCUAUUGAAUUAAAUGAUAAAUAUAUAAGAGCAUAUUUAAGGAGAGCGAAACUGUAUGAAGAAAGUGAUAAAUUAGAUGAAAGCUUAGCUGAUUAUAAAAAAGUUUUAGAGUUUGAUAUAAAUAAUAAAGAUGCUUUGCAAGCUCAAUAUAGGUUACCUCCUCUCAUUGAAGCCAGAAAUGAAAAGCUUAAAACAGAAAUGUUAGGUAAAUUAAAGGAUUUAGGAAAUAUGAUUUUGAAACCCUUUGGAUUGUCUACUGAAAAUUUCCAGAUGGCCCAGAAUCCAGAUUCAGGAGGUUAUUCAGUCAAUUUUAAAAAUAAAUAACAAUACACAUUGUAGGUAUUAAAGUAUAAAUUCCAAACAUAUGUAGUUUUUAUUUUGUUCUUUAACAUUGAAGAGAAUACAGUACUAAGUUUUUCUUAUUUUAUAAUGACUUAUUUAUGUAUAUUAUUUACUGUUAAAUAAACUUGUGCACAUCUA
Molecule: messenger RNA, 1162 nt
Organism: Psylliodes chrysocephalus
Lineage: Eukaryota; Metazoa; Arthropoda; Insecta; Coleoptera; Chrysomelidae
Source: the annotation of a GenBank genome assembly